UUUUGGUGUUCGUUUUUUCAUUUUCAUUUAUUUUUAUUUUGUUUACUUUUCUCACGAAAGGAACUAACGUCCUCUCCCUCCAUCGCUUUGUAUCCCUCGCAAUCGCCCGACGGCCAAUACGAUUCGUGCGGCGGCUCAGCUCCCGGAGGGUGCCCAGGAUUUUUGUGGCGCUGUUGAAUGGCGUCGGAGGAUGUCGUAGGCAAGCGAAGCGACAGUGCCGUGUCGACGAUCGUUAAUCUGGCCGAGGAAGCCAAGAUUGCUAGCGAAGGAGUUAAGGCUCCCACCCACGCCGCUCUGCUCAGUAUUUGCAAGUCCCUCGCUGCCGGCGGCAUCGCUGGGGGAGUAUCACGCACUGCAGUUGCUCCGCUGGAAAGGCUAAAAAUUCUUCUUCAGGUUCAAAAUCCUCAUAGCAUAAAAUACAGUGGCACAGUUCAAGGAUUGAAAUACAUAUGGAGAACUGAGGGUUUUCGGGGAUUGUUCAAAGGAAAUGGGACCAAUUGUGCACGAAUUGUCCCAAACUCUGCUGUCAAAUUUUUUAGCUAUGAGCAGGCAUCCAAGGGCAUUUUAUGGUUUUAUCGCAAGCAAACUGGAAAUGAGGAGGCUGAACUAACUCCAAUUUUACGCCUUGGUGCUGGAGCAUGUGCUGGAAUUAUUGCCAUGUCUGCAACAUAUCCAAUGGACAUGGUACGAGGUCGGCUAACUGUCCAGUCAGAUAAAUCUCCUACCCAGUAUAGAGGAAUAUUUCAUGCUCUUAGAACAGUUUUUGUUGAAGAAGGGCCUCGUGCUCUGUAUAGAGGAUGGGUUCCUUCUGUAAUAGGGGUGAUACCAUACGUAGGUCUCAAUUUUUCUGUAUAUGAAUCUUUAAAAGAUUGGUUGGUCAAAACUAGACCAUUUGGACUUGUUCAAGACUCUGAGUUGAGUGUUACAACAAAGCUUGCCUGUGGGGCUGCUGCCGGAACUGUUGGCCAGACAGUUGCUUAUCCUCUUGAUGUUGUUCGUCGAAGAAUGCAGAUGGUAGGUUGGAAAGGUGCUGCUUCUGUUGUUACUGGUGAUGGAAAGAGCAAGGCACCACCACAGUAUACUGGUAUGGUGGAUGCUUUCAGGAAAACAGUUCGUCAUGAGGGGUUUGGAGCUUUGUACAAGGGAUUGGUUCCCAAUUCAGUCAAGGUGGUUCCCUCCAUAGCAAUUGCAUUUGUGACAUAUGAGGUGGUCAAAGACAUUCUUGGAGUGGAAAUGAGGAUAUCUGAUUGAUACAAUCCAAAAAGUUCAGUCUUUUGUCUGAACUUGAAUUUUAAUUUUGGUAAGAGUUUAUUAGGUUAAUGGGGGUUCACUAUGAGGUUGUUCUUUCUUUAUACAUGGGAAAUUUGGUAAGUUUAGAGAAUGUUGAGAUAGCUUAUCCCAUAGCAAGCCUUUUCUUUUGUUUUAACUUCUAAAUACAAGUACUCCCAAUACUUCCAAUAAAGGAUGUCAUCCCACACUCUUCUUUUGUAACUGAAGUUAAGAUUUGCCCAGAAUUUUAUGCAACUGGUUGUUGAUAUAUAAUCUGUGUAUUUGUUGUGAUGCCAA
Molecule: messenger RNA, 1566 nt
Organism: Ipomoea triloba (trilobed morning glory)
Lineage: Eukaryota; Viridiplantae; Streptophyta; Magnoliopsida; Solanales; Convolvulaceae
Product: mitochondrial adenine nucleotide transporter ADNT1-like
Exons: 8
Coding region: 178-1251 (357 amino acids)
Biological process (GO): transmembrane transport
Source: RefSeq, a predicted model, not a curated record